This is a messenger RNA of Acanthamoeba castellanii str. Neff, 3210 nucleotides long. Its product is annotated as phospholipase, patatin family protein. The transcript has 15 exons. The coding region runs from base 1 to 3210 and encodes 1069 amino acids. Gene Ontology annotation, biological process: lipid metabolic process. The record is from RefSeq and is a predicted model, not a curated record. Lineage: Eukaryota; Discosea; Longamoebia; Acanthamoebidae.
AUGGGUGAGUGGUUCGACGUCGAGGGCACGGAGAUGGCCAACUGGGAGAAGCUCGAGUUGGCUGCGCGGGCUCCGCAGCAGAUGAUGGCCUGGAAGCAGUUCUUCACACUGGGCGAGACCGAUGACGGACGCAAAGAGAUGGCCGGCUUCCUGUGGGUCAAGCAGAAGGACGUGUGGGACCGGUUUUACUGCGUUGCCGACCGUGACAACUUCGAGUGGCUCAAGCCCGGCGCCGCGAACCUGGUCCCGCUCACCACGCUGACCAACCUGAGGCGCGGCAUCCUCACGGAGAAGGAGCAGCACAAGCUGCAGACCAAGAAAAAGAAGGAGGAAUGGGACAAGUCGCCCUACUUGUCCAAGAUCCGACAAUCCAAGCUCAAGCUGAGCCUGCUCAAGCAGGACGAGCUCCUCUACUCGUUCGUUACGCCGUCAAGAGACGUUCUGGUGGCCAUGGCUACUCACAUCAUAGCCCAAAAGGGACUCAACAACCUCGUCACUCACAACCGCACUCUGUUGGACGAAGUCGACUCAGCCAAGGCGGUGGCGACCAACACCAAGUACAAAAUCAAGCGAGGCACCUCGAAUCUGCGUAAGCGGUCAGAAGCUAGGGAAACCACUUUGGUGCCUAUCCAUCGAAGGACCCCGUCGCACCCGGAAUUCGACCCAGCCUACAACGGCGGAGUGGCCGCUCCAAGCCCCGCCUCGGGUGGAAUGUCGGCACCGCCCGAAGUGGUCGCCGACCGGCCUACGGCCAAUCGCUUCCUCGAUUCGGUCGGUGACGACUCUGCGCCGAGCGAGCACUACCUGCGAAAAUCUACGAUUGAGGAGACCAAGGAGACCACCAAGCUGCGAAAUGAGAUGCGCGACGUGCACGAGCGUGCGAUGAUGGAGAUGGGCAAGACGCCCUUGGGCAACACUUGCUUCACCAAAAACAAGAAACUCGGCAUGGAUGCGGCCGCCGCGGACAAGGGCGAGCUCAAGAGCAACAAGGAUUUCUUCAUCCUCAGCUUGGAUGGCGGCGGCCUCAGGGGAAUCGUCCUCACCACUCUGUUGGUGCGGUUGGUCGAAAUCUUCCCCGACCUGAUGGAGCGUGUAGACCUCUUCGCCGGCGUGUCGGCCGGCAGUAUUGUGGCGUCGGCGCUAGCCACCGGGAGGUCACCCGUGUACAUGCAGAAGAUGCUCCUUUCAUUGGGUCCCCUCUUCUUCAUGCCCCGCAAUGUGCGACAGUUCCACGGCUACCCGCUUCGUCAGGCCAAGUACUCCAUGGUCAACCUCAAGAUCAUUCUCGAGGAAUCGCUUAGGGGCGCAACUCUGGACACCUGCCCACGCAAUCUGUUAAUAUCGUCGUUCCUGCUCGACAACCACAAGCAAGGCACCAACAGGUCGUGGAGCCCACGCGUCUAUCACAACUUGCCUAAGGUGAAGAAGGACGCGACGACCAGCGAAGAGGAGGAGGAAGAGGAAGACGGGCGGGGCAUGCAGGCAAUGAGCGAGGACACGGUGCGGUCGCCGCCCAGUGGUGGCAACAAUAGUAAGAACUCGAGCGCCGACACACCAGCGCCCCCUGAGUCGUCCACCUUGAGCCGACGCAUCAAUGCGAAACUCGGGCGCGCCCGAAGCGAAAACAAGGUCGGACAGGAGAGACGCAACGCGGCCGAGGACAUGAUCGCAUCGGCGGAGAGGCGGCAGGAGGAGGAUGGCAAGGAGGCCAAGGGGCGAAAGCGGAGGAACGUGAAGGGCAAGGACCUGCCCGAAGCGACCCGUUGGCGAGCCGACGCGGGCGGCGGUGGUGCGAAGGUGGAGCCGCAUCGCGAGAAGCUGGAAUCGACCUCUAGCGAGGCGACGGAGACGGAGGGCCAUGACGGGCCGUUGAGCGAGGGCAAGGCCAAGGAGGCAAGCCCCGACAAGGUGUCCGACGACGAUGUGGCUGCUGCUGCUUCGGAGGUAGCCGAUCCCAGCGGCGCACAGGCGCAUGUGGCGUCUCGCCCACAGCAGCCGCACCUCCGCCACCACCGACAUCACAGCGGAGGAAGCAAGGGGACCGCGACUGGGUCCAAGGACGUCGCUCAUCUGCAGCUGCAGUCCCCCCGCAACUCCGCUCCUUGCGGUAAUCCCAGGGAGCGAGCAGCCACCGCGCGAGGCCCUCGCCCUGCCGAGGAGGCGCCCCGGGGAGGGUCGUUGACGUACCGAGCUGGGACCAAGGCCGACGACUCUGACGCCGACGCCGACACGGAACCGGUGAGCGAGAUUCGACGAUCGGGCCAGGCGCCAGUCGAUGCGGUGGCUGGCAUGGGCAGUCACGGGCGCCGCCCGACACCCAGGACCCUCAUCAAGCCGUCCAGCAGCAAAGGCCUCUCUGGGAGCAUGCACAGCUUGCACCUGCCCCGGCAGAAAAGCGACGUUUCGAUGAGCAACUCCGAUCUGCGCGAGCCCUCUCCCAUCAGCGACAACAGUGCUCCUACCAGGCGCAGCGCUCCGAUCAACAACAAGCAGAGCAGGGACAACCGCUCGCCCCUCCUGAAAGUGGACAGCGAUUCGUUGGUCAUGGAUCUCGUUCUCGCCUCUGCUGCCGUGUCGAACAACCCCUCGCUGGCCGCCAUCACCACCGUCCUGAGCCCGGACACGGUCGGCACGCCCAAGAUUCCGGCCAAGGUCCACGUGCUGUCGAUCGGCACCGGGUACAUCGCGCGCUUCCUGGAGACCAACAACGACCACGACUGGGGCGUGCUCCAGUGGGCGCCCUGGCUCUCCGAGAUGAUGCUGUACACCGCGCAGCUGAACGCCACGCAGCUCUCGGCGACCCUGCUGGGCGACAACUUUCACAGGCUCGACCCGCAGCUCGAGGAGGCCAUCGCCAUGGACAACCCGGCGCUGCUCCCCGUGCUGGAGGAAAAGGCGAAGGAGAUCGAUCUGUCGUCGACAAUCGCUUGGAUCAAGCGACACGUUUACGGCGAAAAGGCCGAAGAGGCAGAGGCGGGCGAAGAGGAGCUGCUGCCCUCGGGAGAGGUCACCAGGCGGCAGCUGCCCAAGCGGAGGAAGAAGAAGCGGCCCAGCAAGCGACCGUCCAGGGACAAGGACCAACAACAACAACACCACCACCAGCGGCGGCCGCACGACGAGGAUGGCACGUCGGCAGACGAAGUGCCACACAACAACAUGCACUGGGGCACCGACGCGUGGUUCGCCACGCAGAGGAUGUGGGAGGGCUAA